GAUUCAACUGAAUCUCAAAAGAAAGUAAUUGUUGCUGUAAAGCAAGGGAAUCUACUUGCUACUGCUUUUCAUCCCGAAUUAACUGCAGACACUCGAUGGCACAGUUAUUUCUUGAAGAUGUUGCCUGAAAUUGGAGAAGGAACUUCUGCUAUUAUUUCCACAUCCACCACAGAUCAAAGCUUCACAGAGCGAUCAAUAAUUGAUUUUCCCAUAUACCAAUAGCAGGAAAAAAAAUCUGAAAGAAAUGAAAAUCUUAUAGAAAGGUUGAAUGACUGCUCGUUGCCAUUGUUCUCUUAAUUUAUGUGUUUUCCUUUAUUCUUGCUUUAUUACCAAUCUUGCAUCCUAAAUGCUGUCCAUACUGGACAGAAAAUAUCAUUGAUGCUAUUCAUUGUUGUUCAUAAUAGUACAGGAUUAUCUUUUGGUUUGCCUCCAGGAUCUUAAUCAGAAAGCAGUUUUUAUGCACUAAAACUUUUCUAGCAAA
This is a messenger RNA of Nicotiana tabacum (common tobacco), 481 nucleotides long. The record is from RefSeq and is a predicted model, not a curated record. Lineage: Eukaryota; Viridiplantae; Streptophyta; Magnoliopsida; Solanales; Solanaceae.